Messenger RNA from Malaya genurostris, 2680 nucleotides. RefSeq names its product cyclic AMP-dependent transcription factor ATF-6 alpha (gene Atf6). NCBI's taxonomy places the organism in Eukaryota, Metazoa, Arthropoda, Insecta, Diptera, Culicidae. Gene Ontology annotation, cellular component: nucleus. Gene Ontology annotation, molecular function: DNA-binding transcription factor activity, RNA polymerase II-specific; RNA polymerase II cis-regulatory region sequence-specific DNA binding. The transcript is spliced from 5 exons. The record is from RefSeq and is a predicted model, not a curated record. The coding region runs from base 206 to 2332 and encodes 708 amino acids. Gene Ontology annotation, biological process: endoplasmic reticulum unfolded protein response; regulation of transcription by RNA polymerase II.
AAAAAGUUUUUUUUUUAUGGAAAGAAACUAUCUGAAAUACUUAUUUUACAUUCAGAAAGUUUCUACUACUUCAUAACUUCAAUAAAAAUACACAAAACAAGUUUAUUUAUUUAUUUAAUCUAAUACUUAUCAGUGUUAUUGUGUUUCAAAUAUCUGGAAUUGUGACCGGUUGCAUAUAUUGAAGUGUUCUUUCUGAGCUGCGACAAUGGCAGAACACCAAUUAUACGAAGAAACGAUGCUGGACAUUGCUCCAAUGUUGGAUGAAUAUCCAAUGGAUAUGUAUGAAGGCUCAGCAAAUACUAAUGAAACUUUAGAAGUAUUGGAGAAUGACCUGCUAUCAUCUGCUGCUCAACCUAUAGAAGAUGUUUUGUUAACACACGAGAAUAUGAGUCCGCAGUAUGGUGACUUUAUCGAUCCAGAUAUGUUCUUGAAUGGAGUCAUCAAAAGAGAAAGUGAGUCUGAUUGUUCCUCGUCGUCUCAAAGGAACACACCGUCUCCGUCGGAUAGCAACAAUAGCUUUGAAUCGUAUCCUUCUAGUGGAUAUGGGUCCUGCAGAAAUGUUCAUCUGAACAAUAUUUUACUUAAUAGUCCACCUGUUUCUCCAGAAAAUUCUAUCAAACCUCCACACAUUAUUGCCGGACUCAGUAACAAUGUAAUUCGAGUUGGAACAGCUCAGUUACCAAUCGUUCAAAAACCGUCUGGUCAUAGUAAUCUGGCUGACUUGAAAAAGAUCAAACUUCUACCUAAAAGCGGAUUAUCCAAUACUGCUUCUUCAUCGGGUUCUGUUUCUAGGAACGCCACGAAGAAAACCAUCGUGUUGACAAAUGAAGAUUAUAAGGCAUUAGUUAAAAAUAUGAAAAAUCGAACAAACAAUGGAACAAUUUUAAUUAAGGCUACACCAGCUUCUGCAUUUAAAACUAUCGUUAAAAGUAAACCGGUAUUACCAAAACCACCACAGCUACAACACGACUUGACAACUGUCCAAGAAAGACAAUCAGAAACUUUUCAAUCGGCACCGAGGAUUUCGAUGUUGCCACCUGUGGAAAAAUCAGUUGAUGAGCGAACGAUGAAACGACAUCAAAGAAUGAUAAAAAACCGGGAAUCCGCAUUCCUAUCCAGAGUACGUAAAAAGGAAUAUGUUACUACAUUGGAACAGCAGAUUGAUGUGUUGACAAAGGAGAAUCUAUUCCUGAAGGACGAAAAUAUUAAACUUAUGUCUAAGCUGAAACAUAAAUGUUCCUGCGGAAUGAAGCCGGAAAACGUUAAUUACUUUACCAAACAGAUAACACCUACUGUUCGGAAAAAUACGGCAAUAGUUCUAGCGAUGUUGUUUAUGGUGUCGCUCAAUUUUGGUCCUCUGGGGAAUCUUCUCAGCAGCAAUAGUGAAAGCCAAGCUAUAGUGGAAAGGACCGGUCCUCAUAAAAGGAAUUUGUUAUGGCUUGAUUCCAGUCGUUUCAAUGCACCUCGUAAUAUUGACAUUAAUUUGAACUUGACUAAGCUUGAAGAAAUGUCCAACGUCGUAGAUGAACCAUUUUCAAUUUGUCCAUUUUAUGUGAACCAAACCGAAAACAUAAGACUGGCUAGUGAUCUACGUCGUUGGAUCGGUGAAAAUGGGUACAAAAAUCUUACCGAUCGCGAUGGUGAUGACAUGAGGAUCAAUUCAUUUUCGGAAAUGUUUGCUUUGAAAGAUACUAUCGAUUCCAUGUACCAACAAAUGAAGGACAUCAGUUCUCAGAUGGAAUCAUUUCAGAAAAGAAGCAAAUUAACAUCUACCAAGAAGCAACGAGGUGUUAAAAUUAAAGAAUCAAAAUUGUUGCAACAACAGAAAUCAGUCAGGGAAAGUGAACUGGCGUUGUAUUACCCGAGGUUGAGUAAGACGUAUGCUAAAUUUUUCGAGGAGAUUGGUCGCCGCGAUGACACGUUUUACCUGGUAUCCUUUAGUGCAGAACACCUUCUGCUACCAGCAUUAGCCUACAACAAAACAAAUCGACCUAAAAUGUCCCUAAUGUUGCCAGCAAUGAUGGAAAAUUUGACAAACCAGUCGGAAAAGGUAACAUUGAUGCAAAUCGAUUGUGAAGUGAUGAACACUUCUAUUAUACAAAUUCGGGAAAAGACCAUUCCGGGACAUUUGCUGCGUGCACAGGGAAGACCGGAAGAUCCAUUUCAUAAAGAGAGCGGUAAACGGGUCCAAUUUUCUGGCAAUAAUGAACGCAAUAUUAGCAGUGGUGGAGCCGACAAGGCAACUAGAAGGUAUCAAAAGCAUCAAGCCAAUCGACCUUUUUUCGUGCAGCGCAUGAGUGAUAGUAUGAAAAAUGUACUGGAUCUAAACUAAACUUCUUGAAACCAACUUACAUUUAAAUGUUUACUGAGCUUUUUUGUUGUUAUCUUUAGUUUAGAUUGUUUAUUUAAGUACAAUUUAUUUGCUGUAAUCUUUCUUCUAAUUUCAAGUUAAUGAUUGAACAAAAUUUAUUAAAAUUUCACUUGAGAAGUGUCACUUUAUACAAACUUAGGAAUUAACUGCUUAAACAGUUAAACUAGACGUACAUGCUGCAGGGCAACUUUGGACGCCAAAUACGUCGAACGCAAAUGGCUGUUAUUUUAGACAUAAGUUUUGGUAGGCAUUAGACGUCAGUUUCGGAAAAAAAGAAUCACACAAUAACCAUUUUUUCGUACAAAUAUU